CCCCGCCCCUUAGCGUGCGCGCUUGGGCCUCGGUGAGGCUCCCGGCAGGAGCUGAUCGACGGUUCCCCCCGGCCCCCAGCACAGCAUCCUUUCUCCCUCGGGAGCGGGAAAGCAACCCGUUUCUGUCCCGUCCCUUCCCCGCGAGCCUCUAGGCGGGACGGAGCGGAGGCUCUUGGAGCCUCCAGACCCGAACCAGGGCUCCUGGGACUCGCGACCCUCUCUCAGAAGAGGGCAGGGAAGGAGCGCGAGGUGGGGCGGGGGUGACUUCGGGGAGGAAAGGGUUUUUGCACAUAGGACGCAGCUGCAGAUCGGUAGCUGGAGGCCGCACGGUGAAAUAAGCGCCUCGCAGACGUCUGCGCCCGAGUUAAGUUAGACCCGGGAGGCAGAAAUGCACGCGCUGGACGCGUGGGCCCAGGCGCGCCCGAUUGGGAACCUCGCUGACAGUUACCGUAGUUUUUCCAGAUCAUUCAGUGUUCAGGAAAUGAGUCUCUGGAUGCCAACUCUUUCGCGUCCUGGUGCCUGAAUACAGUUGAACCCAGGAGCCCCAGAGUCUACCCAGCCUGGGGAACCCCCUUUCCCCUCUAACCAUGGGCUUGGGGAACCUGUCAGUUGCAAAGUGCUAGUCAAGCAUAUGGGAGGGAGUGUGGCUUCAGUGCUGCUUAGAUACAUAUAUUGUUUAGGGCCAAAGGAAUAACGGGGAAGGUGGAUGAAAGGCCAGAGGAUCCCGCCAUGGAACUCGGCUCGCAUGCUGUCUGUGUCACUCCAGCCUCUGAAAGGAGGUGAACGCUCACUGAUGGCUCAGUUGGGAGCAGUUUUGGCUCUGGCUGCCAGUUUCUUGUGUGCAUCUCUCUUCUCAGCUGUGCACAAGAUAGAAGAGGGACAUAUUGGGGUGUAUUACAGAGGCGGUGCCCUGCUGACUUCCACCAGCGGCCCUGGCUUCCAUCUCAUGCUCCCAUUCAUCACAUCCUAUAAGUCUGUGCAGACCACACUCCAGACAGAUGAGGUGAAGAACGUACCUUGUGGGACAAGCGGUGGCGUGAUGAUCUACUUCGACAGAAUCGAGGUGGUGAACUUCCUGGUCCCACACGCAGUGUAUGAUAUAGUGAAGAACUACACUGCCGACUACGACAAGGCGCUCAUCUUCAACAAGAUCCACCACGAGCUGAACCAGUUCUGCAGUGUCCACACGCUUCAGGAGGUCUACAUCGAGCUCUUCGAUCAGAUUGAUGAAAAUCUCAAACUGGCUUUGCAACAGGACCUGACCUCCAUGGCCCCCGGGCUCGUCAUCCAAGCUGUGCGGGUGACAAAGCCCAACAUACCUGAAGCCAUCCGCAGGAACUACGAGCUGAUGGAAAGCGAGAAGACGAAGCUUCUGAUUGCAGCCCAGAAGCAAAAGGUGGUGGAGAAGGAAGCCGAGACAGAGCGGAAGAAGGCCCUCAUUGAGGCAGAGAAAGUGGCUCAGGUGGCAGAAAUCACCUAUGGGCAGAAGGUGAUGGAGAAGGAGACGGAGAAGAGGAUUUCGGAAAUCGAAGAUGCUGCGUUUCUGGCCCGGGAGAAGGCCAAGGCGGACGCCGAGUGCUACACUGCCAUGAAAAUAGCCGAAGCAAACAAGCUGAAGCUGACCCCCGAGUAUUUGCAGCUGAUGAAGUACAAGGCCAUCGCUUCCAGCAGCAAGAUUUACUUCGGCAAAGACAUCCCUGACAUGUUCGUGGACUCUGCGGGCAGCCUGGGCAAGCACUUGGAGGCGCUAGCUGACAAGCCGAGCUUUGACUUAGAAGAGGAGCCCUCGGAGGCAGACGCGGAGGAGAACUGAAUGUUUCUGUCCCCAGCCGCACAUGACCCUCAAAGAGAUCUUUAUUUUUUAAUGAUGAACCAGCCCUCCCUUCCACACUACCUUCUUUGACUCUCUUCCACGUACUGUGGUGAAAAAAGAAGAAACGGACUUAAACCUAUUCCCCUUCCUGGGAAGCGGGGGUAGGGACUGAUGAAUUGGGGUUUUCUUCAGGUAAGUAGGUUACGUGGCUUCUGUUAAGAUUUGGAAACCAUGGGCUAGACCUUUGAGCUCCAGGCACUGAUUUUCGCCCUUUUGAAGCUGGCUUAAUUAGGGAUGCUAUUAAUAAGGAGUGGGAGAAAUGCAGGGUGUCGCCUCCGAUCGGACUGCCCUUAUUUGGGGAAAGGCAGUCCAGUGUUCUCAACCUGCCUCCAAGGUGGGAGAUGCCCGUGGGUGAGGCCCAGCUACCGAGCAAGUACGUGCUUGUAAGUUUGCCAGCAGAGCUGUGGAGAAACGGCUGCGGUGGAUGUUGGCUUUCCCGGCGCUCCUGGCCGUGAGCCCGUGGGUUACUGCCGAGGCCCGCUCUCUGGAGCCCUGGUAAGGAAGAGCUGGUGCUAUAGGUUCUGCAGGCUUUUCUACACACCACCCUCCUUGCCCCAGGGCUGAAAGCGUGGUGGCUUCCGACCACAUUUCCAGGGUCAGGGUUUGGCCCCCACCACACAAUUCUUUUUAAAACUCUUCACCUAUUCUGUGAUUUGGUUUUUUUCUCCUCUUAACCUGUUCGUUGGUUCCACUCAGCAUCAAGAAGACAGGAAUGAAGAACUCAGGUGUCUUCAAAGCUGCUGAAGUGGGACCGUGCUAUCUGUUAGCCACUGUGGUACCUGCUUGGCAAACUGUGCGCGUUCCUUGAGAUCAAGUGUCUUUUCAUUGCUGUGGGGAUCCUACGGUUGAAGACCUCCUCUGGGGGAGGAAGAAGGGCUCGUCCAAAAGAUUCCCCAAUCUCAGUGCCUGUGACUUGUGCUGGGGUCUGUCUGAUGUAGUGAUAAGGGGGAGCCCGUUCGCUAAGCGGCCGGAGUCUUUAAAUCCAGGGCUCCAGGGGUCACACCGAGUGUUAAAUCUCCAGAGACAGCUGUGUGGGUACGAGUUCAUGCCCUAGUCCCUGGGUCAGAAGGACUGCAUCAGAAUCCACUCAAAUGUUUUUUCAUUACUAAUUGGGAGAUUUGGGUGGGGGGAACACAAAGAUGAAAAAAAGGUUUUCUUGUGUCCUGAAGUUGGAGUUGGGGGCAGGAGUGUGUACCAGGUCGCUAAGUGGAGGGCAGCUGUCUGGAGUGAACUUGCAAGCCUGUUGGUAUCGUCCACGACAAGCCCUGGCUGAGGAUUUGUUAUUAGCUGCCCCCCUCCAAGAAGAACUCCCACUGUACCCCUCUUUUCUCGGUGAAACUACAAAUGAUACUUUCUGGCACAGA
Molecule: messenger RNA, 3237 nt
Organism: Delphinapterus leucas (beluga whale)
Lineage: Eukaryota; Metazoa; Chordata; Mammalia; Artiodactyla; Monodontidae
Gene: ERLIN2
Product: ER lipid raft associated 2
Biological process (GO): SREBP signaling pathway
Cellular component (GO): endoplasmic reticulum; endoplasmic reticulum membrane
Molecular function (GO): ubiquitin protein ligase binding; cholesterol binding
Source: RefSeq, a predicted model, not a curated record